Messenger RNA from Biomphalaria glabrata, 10593 nucleotides. Its product is annotated as serine-rich adhesin for platelets-like. Gene Ontology annotation, biological process: regulation of DNA-templated transcription. The transcript has 10 exons. Gene Ontology annotation, molecular function: protein dimerization activity; DNA-binding transcription factor activity, RNA polymerase II-specific; RNA polymerase II transcription regulatory region sequence-specific DNA binding. The record is from RefSeq and is a predicted model, not a curated record. NCBI's taxonomy places the organism in Eukaryota, Metazoa, Mollusca, Gastropoda, Planorbidae. The coding region runs from base 635 to 5719 and encodes 1694 amino acids.
GUCGUGUCAAUAACUGCGUCAAGAAGUUCUCGCUCGACAGUUUCGCUACUAGCGGAGCGUCCCGUUAGUGUCUGGAUUGGUCCGCUAUAGCGGUACUUUCGCGCAGACCUAGGUCAGCCUACCGGUGCUGUUUCUUUUUUCCCUUUACUACGGAUAUCAACCCACUUGAGUGGUUUUAACAGUGGUGGAUCUGGUGUUAGUAUGUACUAAACUUAAUACCGGUUAUGAGAAAGCUCUUAAAAGAAAAGUGGUGCUUUGUUUUGUUUUGUUUCUAGCUUGUAUUUAGUGAAUGUAGAUUUCAGUGUUAUUGAAACUUGUGAUUUUCUUUCUCGUGAGUGCUUGGAGUUAUUGUUCAGAAACAGGAGAUUCAAUUUUCUCCCUUUUGUAUGUAGGUAGAGAGUUGUAGAACAUUUCAGUUUAAUUUUGAAGAAGUCUCUCUUUGUUUGGGGAGAUAACUGUGACAGUAGAGUUGAAACUAUAAUCUCAAGGAAUUAUCUUCCAUGGAUCUUUUGUAUUCUCGGAUUAAACUGUGCACACACUUUGUCAAUAAGAAACAGCACAGCAACAUGGAUUUAUAAUAAAAGACUGUGGUGUCAGAAGUGCGUCCCAUGCAUCCCAGAACGGAGAGAUCAGCAUGACCUGCAAAGCCGCCAAUUUUGGUGGAUUUCCACACAAACGGCUCAAGACUGAGUCAGCCCUUGUGGGGGAUACCUUCGACGUCCAGCGCGGACCCCAUUUGUCCAUUCUUAUGUGCGGGACUAAAGCGACCACUGGUCACCGUGAGCCGAUCUCUCAGGUGAUAACGCGAGCCAACAAGUCCAGCACGCUGAAACAUGUUUUGGAGGAUGGCCUCGACACGUGCAGGCAGACCAGGUCCGGCGGUGCUGUGGUCAAUCACGAGGAGUCACCUCGUCCACUGACCCUAUGCUGGCUGAAGAAGAAGACUCCAGCGUCGCCCACGUAUUCCAAAAAGACAUGUCAGACGUCUUUGACACUGACACUGUCAAAUAGCAGUAGUGCUGCCAGGAUACAUUUAGACAGUCGCUUAAAUAGCAGAAAGCGGGUCAGCCAAGAGGACUGUAACGUCUUGAUAGCUUCUAAACGAAAAAAGCAAGACACAAAUCAGUCCAGCGAAGAUGCUAUCACGUGUUCUGAGCCCCAUGAACUGCAUCCAUUGGCCUGUAGUCUGGACCAAGCCAUACCGUUGAAUGAUGACCAAAGAGAUGCAGACAUUGAGCUGGGUGAUGGUGACGUCUACGAGAAGCAAACAAAUGGAUUCGUUCCUCAAUGUUUCGAAGUCUUUGUCCAGACUGGACCCACAAUAUCCGCCCCUGCUCUUCCGGAAACCCCGUUCGACGAAGAUUCAGACGACCUUCAGGCGAGGCUGGAGAAACAGAGGCGUUACAGAGAAGGUCUAGAGAAGGGCAUGAGGAACUUUCUAAACCAGACUCUGUCUGUGAGUCUUAGCACAUCGGAGCUGCCCGAACCAGAAAUGUCCGAUCAAGGAACUUUACUUCGGUCCGAGGCAGGACAAGUCAAUGUCCAGUCCAAUGACCAGGUAGUUCCUCACAGCGUGCGUCCAGUAUUUCAGAUGACUGACGAGAGUCAUUUGAUGCUGGAAGCAGCCCAAGGCUUCGUAGUCAUGAUAGACAAGCAGCUGAGGAUAUUGUAUGUCUCAGAGAAUGUCCAGCAGCAUCUAGGGCAUGAACAGAUCAAUAUGUUGGGUCAGGAUAUUGAGGAUUACCUUCACCCUAAAGAUGUCUGUGAGUUCAAGGACCAGAUGAGCAGUAAACCAAGUCGGCUGGAACAUGGCGGCGGCAGGAGGAUGAGCAGACGGAUGUUUUACGUGGGGAUGAAGUUUUGUUUUCAGAAGGCGGGCAGCCGACAUAAGGAUACCGGAUACACGUUUGUCCAGUGGAAUGCCAAAGUCCAGUUCAAGAGGAAGUCUGACCACGUCCAGGUCCAACACUUGGUGGCGCUGUGCAGACCUGUUCGAACUGACUCCAUACUGGAGCUACGUCUGGAGGGCAACAUGUUCAUCAGUCGACAUGACCUUAGCUUUCAUUUUAUUUACUGUGAUCCAAGAAUUAUCAAUCUGAUUGGGUAUGAGCCUACUGAUCUGAUUGGUCGAACAGCAUACCAGUUUCACUGCCCUAGAGAUGUCCUCAUCUGCAAGCAGUGCCAUAAACUAUUAAUUUUGUCUGGGUCUUCCAAGUCAGAUUACUACCGAUUCUUAUCUAGGUCAGGAAAGUGGGUGUGGCUGUGUACACAUGCCACCAUAGUCUAUGACACCACCAAGAAGCCACAGUAUGUUGUCUGCAAGAAUUAUGUCAUCAGUGAGAAGGAAGCCAGAGAGAAACUGACGCAAGAAUGUCAAGACUUUUCCGAUAUGAAAUGUCUGGGCUUCAGUUUGGAGACAGACUUGCCGCAUAUAGAACACUCUCCGGAUAAAAGUCUGUCCCUCUUAGACCAACAAGAGGAAGACGGGGAGGCCCUGGUACAUCAGUUGCUGAGCUCUCGGCCAGUAGAUGUCUCCGACAACCCUUACGCUCGUCCUCGCAAGAAGAGAAAUGUCCCCAGAGUAGUUGGCAUGGGUGUGAGUUUCCCACCUGGUGGUGCCAAGAAUGCCACAUUCGAUGCUGACUUUCGUAAAGAUGUCAUUGGGCGUCAAGGCUUAACUGUAUCUUCACAUCUAGACAAGCUGUCCAGCAUUGACAUGCUGACCUCUUUUGACCAGCUGCUGACCUCACAAACUCAGCUGGAUGAUGCAAACACGUUGUCUUUAGACUCAUACACACUGCCCUCAUCCGAGGACCUGGCCAUCAGCUUCAAUGACAUGUUGGAGUCAUCACAAACUCUCCAGUCCAUUGAAGAAUCUCCUGUGAUGACCUCUGAUGGCCAACCUAACUGUCACCAGCUUAUUUCCGGCACACUGGAUUCACUAGACGUACCAUCUUCAUUCGGUGGGUAUGGAGAGUUCCAGCCAGAUUUAAUAGACUUGAUGGACUAUGCACCAAAUGUCACUGAGUCGUCCACGGUCACACCUUCACUAGAUGAAACGCCAUCAUCGGAGGUCAUGGAUUACACUCCAACCACUGUAUACAUUAAGACAACAACGAAUACAUUUUACAGACAACCACCUGGGAGUAUCUCCGUUCUACCUCAAACUUUUUUCAUGAAAUCGGCAAGUAACGACUCAUCAAACUUUGUUUCCAGACACCCUCCGACAAAGUCACAAAAUCUUCAGUCCUCAAGUAAAUUAUUGUCUCUCCUCAAAAGCAGUGACACUAUCGAGAUGCCGGCACCCAAAGUUUCAGUUACAAACAUUCCUGAAACCGUAGCAAAAGCCAAAUCAACCGUCAGUAUCCUUAAUGAUGUUUUCUUGUCUCAAGACAAAAAAAGCCAAAGUGAGAGAGGUUUGACGACACCGUCAGCUGGCUAUAGGCAGUCAACCUUUGGUCACACUGACAAGAAUGUCACUGUGUCCAGCAAUUCUCUCCAUGAGAGCUGUAGUGAUGUUUUAUUUCCAAACACUGCCAGUGAGGACGUCAUGACCGAUAGUCAUUCUGACCCCUUUCUGAGCCAGCUGACCGAUUCUUCUUUAUAUACUGACAUCAUGGAUGAAGACCUCUGCCCCAAAGACUUGACAGACAUGCCUAUGCUGUCACUGACGUGCAUGACAGAUGACCAAAUGUCAGAAAAACAUAACAGUGGAUCAGUGAUAUUAAGUUCCAUUGGCACAACGUUUUCAUCCUCCAGCAUGAAAGAGUUAGACUCUUUUUUAAAUAUCAUUAGCCCAAGCUCCGACUCAAUGGUGCCACUAAAUGAUAGUCAGACCAUUCCAGCUACAGAGAAGUGUAGCAUUGCCUCUCAACCGGAUCUCCCUCCUCAAGUGACAAAAAUGGCUCCCAUGGGCUGGUUGUCCAAUGAAUCCUCCUCUGACAGUGAUAACCAAGGUCGUGACAGUGACUCGCAAGGACGCCCGUCGCUUCUUCGAAGUUUGUUAGACAAAGAAGGGGAAGUAACCCAAGGACCUCUGACCUACAAGGAGUGGAUUCUCGAAGAGGCUUUGAAGAAAAAAAAUGAGUUUAAAAGGAAUAGACUUUCCACCAGGACCUCCAAGCAUGCGGCCAACCAGAGAUUGCGAGGGAGCAAAUGUGUCAGAUCCACCGAACUCCCUCUUCCCCAAUCUCACGCUUCGCUAUUCAGCAAAGAAAUGUGUCAGCGUAAACCUACUAAAGAGCUGCCCCUGCCUCCCUCUGCUCAUAGGCACAAGACACCAAGCAGCAGCCAAUCAUCACCCACAAGUUCAAAUGAGGAGAUGAAUCUGCCAGAUGACCUUCUUGACCUAGCAGUGGAAUAUUGUGCUAACCUCGCCCCUGAUCAGGCCGAGGCUUUGCUGUCUGAUUUAAAUGACACAACAUCGUUGGAGGAUAACUUAUAUUCCCUCAUCACAUCUUCUCCGUCGCAGUCCAAAUCUUUAAACACCGGAGGGAGCAAACAGAUUUCCUUAUUGGACUCGUCUCCAUCUCAGCAGAGCAAUAAUCAUCUUUUCAGUAACGCAAGCCAACCAGUGUCUGAGCUGGCUCAGCCCUCGAAGAAUCUCAUUGGUUCAACUUUGGGAAGCAGCGGUCACAGUGUGAUAUCUGUUCUUUCUCCACCAGAUGGCAGUGUAUACAAAUCAUCUAGUGGAAAGGACACCAACAAAAUGAGUUUACUAAGGGCAGCAGUCACCUCCCCUGAUGUGGACAAACUUAUUGAACAAAUACCUUUCGGAAAUAUUAUCAACUUCCAACAGCCUCCGACAGACAAAAAGACGGACGAGCCUGAUGUCUUUAUCACCAAAGUAAACGGUCUGCAGAAAAUGUCUGUGGAUGAAUCGUCCCAAGUGAACAGCGUUUUCAAGGUCCCUUGUUUGAACAAUGUGAGGUCCCCUGGAAAGACUUCCCCUUCGAAAGCAUUCCAGAACAGUCCACUCAGCACCUCUGAUCACAUUGACGCCAUCUUGUUUGAUCACUUUUAUACAGCCAGUAUUGCCACGCCUCAUUCUCCGUCAGCCUUCAUCAACACCAGCGUGGAAUCUCCUGGGUGCGUGGUCUCAACCAGAGUGCAACCCGAGUCCUCCCCUGCCCCUAAAGUCAUCUUUAUUAACCGAGGGACACAGGGUAAGGCCAAGUCUACUCCUAGUUCCCCCCGUAUAUCCCCAUCUGGACAGUGCAGUCCGAACUCGCCCAGAUCUAUGGGUGCCUCCACCAGUGACCUUUCCUCCACUCGACCCAUCUCGGUCAUGAUCAUGAAAAAAGAAAAUCACCGCUCCAGGCGGUCCAAAAGUAUCGGCAUCCAGACAGACAAUGAGCCAGGUGAGGUGUAUCCAGAGUUUGAGCGGAGCUCCACAGACACCAUUUUGUAUCCAUCUGUGUCAAGGAUAUCUCCGAAGAUGCCCUUCUUGCCCUCCCCAUCUCCAAGUGACACGACCUCCCUCAGCACCUCGCCAACCAUGUCUGAACUUGAAAAGUUUCUAAGAGGGUUCUCUAGUCCUGAAGAAAGUUGUUUUUCUGGGGAGGAGGACUCUCAGCGUAGACGCUGCACCCCUUUCCUACAGAAACUCUUGACAGGGGAGCUAAGCAAGGAUAACUAUCAGCGUAUCGACCAGCAGAUGCUUGAGAGAGAAAGGAGAGAGUCAAUAUCGUCCGGCUGUAGUGACUAUGAUAUGAACUAACCCUUACUAAAAAGUAUAUUAGCAGUGAUCAUUAUGUUACAUAUGGUGUUACUUGCAAGUCCUUUUUCUGCUGUUUGAUAUUCUUGCCACUAUAGUUUCUAUAUUUUUGUUAAACACCUUGAACCAAGUGAACAGUGACUUUUGCCCAAAACAUUUGUUGGUUACUUUCAAUUCUCUUCCUGUAAUUGAACACAAGAAAUUAGUUCUAGACCUUUUGUGAACUAAAACCCAAAUUUUAAAAUAUAUUUUUUUUUACGUUGUACAAUUUUUUUAUUUCUUAAAUCGUAGACAGAGUCUCAUGUCUUGUAUAUUAUUGUGUCUAGAGCUUUAGGACAUAUACACACAUAACUGCUCAGACUCACACAAAAAAAACAAUGGGAUAAAGAUUCAACCAUUUGGACAUGCUAUCAUGGCUGUGAAGACAUACUUACGUUAGACUAAAUGGGGUGUCCUUAACAUUUGCUGUCCCUGUUUAAUUACUUCCUGACAUGCUAAAACAUGGGGAAAAUAAAUCUGAAUAUAAUUCAUCACUAGGUUUUACUUUUUCAAUUAAGUGUGCUUUUUUUUUCUUCACAAUCUUCUUGGUUUUUUCCCAACAGGGCACCCUUGAGCCCAUUGUACUAGAAUAUAUACACAGAGAGUUAGGCGAUUUCAACUUAGAAUCAUUUGUUGUAAGCUUUGAAUAUUUUAUUCUUCAAAGCUGAAACUUGAUGUUCACAUACUUCUAAUUUUUCAUCGGGAAAUGUCAAGUUGAAACAUAUUGGUUUUUUUUUCUCGUGUGUGGCUGAUUUGACUAAAUCGCUAGGCUCCGUAUUAAUCUGAGUUUUGUUUGCUGAACACCUAAAGGCAGCAUCAAAACCUUUCAGUUACUUUCUCUCCACACAGGUCCACUAUCGAGAUUACACAAUAGUGCUCUGAGCAGACUAUAGCAUAAAAGAUUGGACAAUAGUGCUCUGAGCAGACUUUUGCAUAAAAGAUUGGACAAUAGUGCUCUGAGCAGACUAUAGCCUAAAGGUUAGACAAUAGUGCUCUGUGCAGACUAUAGCCUAAAGGUUGGACAAUAGUGCUCUGAGCAGACUAUAGCCUAAAAGAUUGGACAAUAGUGCUCUGUGCAGACUAUUGCAUAAAAGAUGCGUUAAGACAAAAGCAAUUCAAUAGAAAUAUUCCAGUUGAUGAAAUCUAAAUAUGUGUCAAAAUUGAGUGCAUUAAGACUGCAGACAGAUAUCCCAUCAAAUUCAUUAAAUUCUUUUCUUUAAUUAAUUUGGCCGUAAACAUCUUGUUUGUAUUUCACUAAUAAGAAUCUAGUUUUCCACUAGAUCACACGCCAAUAUUCACAAAUUAGCCUGACAGAUUCAAAAGCAAGAAAUAUUGUUGAAGUCUUGUCAUAUGAUCUUCUUAUUCUCCUUUAUUGUCUUCUGGUUUGGUUUCAUUUUAUGGCAUUUUGAUUUUAUAUUAAAGGUUAAGAAUUUUUUUUUUUCAAAUAAAAGUAUUACUCUGGUGCUUACAAUAAAAACACACAAAAAAAAGAUCAAGAUUUAAUAAAAUUUUAUUUUUAACCAAAACAAACCAGCUUAGUUUUAAACUUUGAUUUACUUGUACAUUUACAAACUAAAUUCUAAUUUAAAUUGGUUUGUACAUAUCUUAAUGUUUCAAAUAAUAAAUUUAUAUAUAUAUGUAUAGAUUAUUAUUCCAUGAAAAGAAUUUUGAUGUUAAGACUAAUAUUCUCAAGCCCAAAAAAAAAGUAUUUUUGUAUUUUGAAUGCAAAGUUGUUUUUUUAAUCUGUUAAAGUAAGUCUGUCCUUAUUGUCUAAGACUUAGUUUUUCUCUUGUCACUGUCAAAUCUGAUGCCUAAUUUUCAUGUUGUCACUGUCAAGUCUGAUGCCUAAUUUUCUUGUUGUUACUGUCAAGUCUAAGGCCUAAUUUUCCUGUCGUUACUGUCUAGUGAAGUAUGUUUUGUCUUUUGUCAACAAUCUAGAAGCAAUUUCCCCCACCAAAAAAGUUGUUUUGAAUGCAGCACAAAAUACAAAAGCUUUGUUUUUUAAAAUACUUAAUGUUUAUUUUCAAGUGUGAAGUUUCUUGUAUCUUUGUCAAAGACUGUGUGUUAAUCUGUGCAUCUGUCUUCAACCUGAGAUUAACUAAUGGUCAGCUUAUCUGCAGGCCACAGAUACAUUGAUCCUGAAAAGAAUAGACAAGUAAAAGGAUGUCAAGUCUUUCAUAGACCAUUGAUAAUGGAACUGUCACUUGCAGAUCAUUGUGAAGGUCUUGAUGGAUAUUAUACAAUUUUGUCUUUCACUUCAUUCUACUUGUGCAUCCAGUCCUUACUAGGGGUACAGUGACCUGUCACUCCAACCCUCACUAGGUGUUACAGUGACCUGUCACUCCAACCCUUACUAGGGGUACAGUGACCUGUCACUCCAACCCUUACUAGGGGGUACAGUGACCUGGUAACUCCAACCCUUACUAGGGUUACAGUGACCUGUCACUCCUUUAAUCUAAUAAUCUAAGAUUGUUAUAGAUAUAGAUUUAUUGUUAGAUACGUGAUACAUCAUUACUUUGAUACAUUUUGAUUGUUAUAUAUAUAUAUAAUAAUAAAAUUAGAUGAUGCGUCACUCCUAUUAUACAUUACCGAUAUAAUAUAUAUAAUUAUACAUACAUAUAUAUAUACAUACAUAUAUAUAUAUAUAUAUAUAUAUAUAUAGGUACAUCAUCCUUGAAUACAUUAGAAUUUUAUAUACCAAUAGUUGAUACAUCACUCCUUUGCAAGAUUUUAGAUUGGUGUAUAUACUUUAUAUUACUAGAUGAUACAUAUUCAUGUUGCUUGAGAGAUAGUUGGCCUAUCUGUACAUAUUACCCUUUGUGUAUUCUGCACAUAUUAAUUUGGCCUUAUAAUAAAAGAAACAAAAUAAUUGAAUACAUUAUUUAGACUGCCUGGCAGUUCUAUACCAUACAUUAUAUAUUAUUAGGAAAAUGAAUCUUUUUACCUUGCCCGUACUAUCCCUGGAAAAAUUCUACAGUGUUCAAAGUUUCAUUCUCUCCCCUUGUGAUGCUGUGAUGCUUUAAGUUUCUUAAAGUACCUGUGGGGAGUUUCUUUUAUGAGCUCAGUUUCAACUCAUGCAAUGUCUCUGUGAGAUUAUUUCCGACACGAUCGGAUCAAAGUUUUUAAAAAAAAAAUAUAAAAAAUUUAUCCUGCCGAUUGUACAUGACUAAAUUGUAUGCGUCUAGAUUAUCCUGCCGAUUGUACAUGACUAAAUUGUAUGCGUCUAGAUUUCCGCUCGUUUCAUUACAAUUUUUGUUUCGUUGAUGUAGUUAGUUUUGGAAGGUGUGAAAAUUCUGCUUUUGUAACAGUUUUUUUAGGUAUUUGUACAUAGAACUUAAUGUAAAAUAGCUACAAGGGAUGUUGUAUAUUCAACUGAUAAGAACGUUUUAUUAAUAUCUAAAAAUCACUUGUUCAUCAUCUUUUUUUUUUUAUUUCACAUAUUUCAGAUAACCAAAAGGCCAAUUCAACAGCUUAACUCUAACCCUUUUAUUUUUUAUUUUGUGAAAUUAACCUAUUGCAAUACCUCUAUUCAACUUGUACCUUCGUGGAAACUUUUGGGUGGAGAAAACCUAGAUCUCAAAAAUGGCUCAAUUUUUUCCCUAGCAAAUAGAUAGUUGUAUAAGAUUUACCAGCUCUUCGGCCACAAUGGAAACACUCUAGUUUGACUGUUAUAAUUUUUUAAUAAAAAGAAAUAAAUUUAAAUUUGGCUGGAGAACUAGGAAAUAUUUAUCUUGAACCUAUAUGUCUUCCGCAUGUAGGCCCUAGUUUAAUAAAUAAAAGUUUAAUUAAUUAAUGAUCCAUUUUUUUAAAUCAUUCAUUAGAAUUCAAAAAAAAAAAAAAAAACCUCUCCGAGUUGUAUAGAGGUAUUGUUUGUUUUGUUUUUUUAAAAAGUAUUUUUUUAUGUUUUUCUUGUCUGUAUCGCAGUAUUUCCAGUGAUGAUAAAACAACAAUCCCCUGCCAUUCAGCUUCUUGUUCAUGCCAUUUUUUGUUUAAUUUCAAUUAUUUCAAUUGAGUGUGAUACAGCUAUUCCAAUGUUCUCUUCAGAUAUUCAUAUUAUAAAUAAUCACUCUUGCAAUGCCAGCAAAAAAAAACAGAUUCUUACAGAAUAGUAACAAAUGUUGUAUAUAAUAUCUUGUGAUGUGGGUAGUUUAGUUUCAUUCUGUUUUAAGUUAUAUGGCAGUGAUCUCCUUACACACCCUACUGAGCUUGCGAUAGCAGUCUUGUGAUUUGAUAGACUCCAAACAAGUUGCACUGUCCAGGUGUCAUCUUGGAUAAUCAGACCAAACAAAAUCUGGGGGCUGUACCUCUGAACGCUACUCUCUAAAUCGAGUUCUUAGCUGGUAGAGUCAGUCAUUGAAAUUCAGCAUUACAUGACUCAGUUGCUAGCAUCAACUUAUAGAGGUUGUCAAUACCGUAUAAGUUAGCUUUGAUCAUCAGAAGUAUUCAUUAGUCUUACAAUGGUGACCUCCCUUGCAAGCAGUUACUUGACUAUUACAUGUAAUUAUUGUUCUUUGUGAAGUAACAAUUUUUGUUUCCAUGCCAACAAAUCUAAUAUAUUCAUUUGGUACAAAAGCUGUUUAUAUAAAAUCUAAUAUAUUACUUGUUCAUAUAUAAUGUAUAUUUUCUAUCCCAGUUUUUUUUGACCAAAAUGUUGGUCAUUUUGAUGUCAGUUUGGACACCCAGUAGUUAGGGGUCAUAGAACAAUUGAUACACUUCAUGCGGGACUUGCAAAGUUUGACUUUUUUUUUUUUUUCUUUCUGCUUUGUAGUUGGCACACACACUCUGUGUGUGUGUGUGAAUGUUGCUGUGAGAUGUUUAGAAUAAAAGUAUUGAAGUGA